CUGGUGCGUAGAAUUAUUAGUCCGAAAACCUCCCAAAGUGUGUGCCUAAACCCUUUCACAGUUGGAAUUUUUGCUUUGACGAACGAACCCAAGCCCUAGCGUUGAGCACACGACCAUCAGCCUCCCGUUGCUCCUGUUUCUUUCUCACUCUCAUUUCUCUACGCCAUUCAGCCGGUAAGGCAACUGCGCCGCUUUCCUUUUCUCCGGCCACAAAUUCACGCCAAAAUGGAAAGCCAUUUACUCUAGAAUCGAGAAAUGUCGUUCCAUAGAGGAAUUGAUGUGUUGGAAUUCUUGGCGAUCAUCUAGACACGAAUGUUGUACCUGUGCGUCCUUUAAUUCUAAAAGACUGGUAUGGUGAUGUUGUCAUUCAGAAAAACAGAUGGGACGAAAUGUUUCAGAUGACCCAGAAUCUCCAGGUAGGGUGCGGCGAUCUUCUCCUAGAAGGAGUCCUUCCCGCAGAGGAAGAUCACCUACUCGGCACAAGAGCUCCCAUAAUGGCAGUUCUCCAGCAAGAGACAAGCAUUCUAGUCGCGCUAAAUCUCCAAAGCAUGGGAGGUCAAGUUCUCCAAGAACUCGGUCUCCUUCUCCAAGGACCAAACGAUUGAGGAGAGCUGCUGAAAAAGUUCCGGAUAAAUCAAGUGAUAGAGAUCAUGAAAGGAACCGUGGCAGGGGUAGUGAUAAAGAAGCUCAUCGGGAAAGAGUCUCUGAUAGGGAAUUAGGGGGAGAGAGAAAGGAGAGGAGUUCUAGACAGGAUGUUAAGGAUGGAAAAUCUUCCAGGUCAAGACAUGGAAAUUCUUCUUCUCCAUCAGAACGCCACCAAAGGAACCGCCAUAGGUCCCCAUCACCCCAGCCUGAUGCCAAAAAUCAUGAUGAGGUGUCUGUUGUCUUUGCUUUAAAAUUUAUAUGGAGUACAACAUCUAAUUGUCAUCUAACUUUCCAGGGGAGAAAUUCAAGAAGACCUGAAAGCCGGAGUGAUGACGAUGAUUCAGUGGCGAAGAUGAAGGCUGCCGAGCAAGCUUUAGAAGCUAAGCAGAAGGACAAACCUUCCUUUGAGCUAUCUGGAAAGCUUGCAGCAGAAACUAAUAGAGUCAGAGGUAUUACGUUGCUGUUUAAUGAACCUCCAGAUGCUAGAAAACCUGAUGUAAGAUGGCGGCUUUAUGUUUUUAAGGCUGGAGAAGUGCUGAAUGAGCCUCUUUAUAUACAUCGUCAAAGCUGUUACCUUUUUGGGAGAGAAAGAAGAGUGGCAGACAUUCCUACCGAUCAUCCGUCUUGCAGCAAGCAACAUGCUGUCAUCCAGUUUAGGCAAGUAGAGAAGGAGCAAUCUGAUGGUACAUUGUCAAAACAAGUAAGGCCUUAUUUGAUGGAUCUAGGAAGCACAAAUAAGACUUAUAUCAACGAUGCUGCAAUUGAACCACAACGUUACUAUGAACUUUUUGAAAAAGACACUGUAAGAUUCGGCAAUAGUAGUCGAGAAUAUGUUCUGUUGCAUGAGAAGUCAGCUGGAUGAUAAGCCUCGAAUUUAGUUUAGCGUCUGUCAAUUCAUCCGGUGGGGAAUAUGUUUCCUUUUCAUUGAGGCUCCAGAGAUGUUCCCAUCAUCAGGAUGUUGCGGGUAAUUGGCAAACCAUUCUAGAUUUGUCUUUGUAAUCAAUACCUUCAAAGAAAGUAUUUUUAUGCUAUGUCCUAUUAAAAAUGUCUUCAACUGAACUGAAAAGUGAUGCAUUUUCAAGUCUAUUAAUAGUAAAAUUUUGAUAUCUCUUAGCGCUA
This is a messenger RNA of Cucumis melo (muskmelon), 1764 nucleotides long. RefSeq names its product FHA domain-containing protein DDL. Lineage: Eukaryota; Viridiplantae; Streptophyta; Magnoliopsida; Cucurbitales; Cucurbitaceae. Gene Ontology annotation, molecular function: protein binding; mRNA binding. The record is from RefSeq and is a predicted model, not a curated record. The coding region runs from base 380 to 1507 and encodes 375 amino acids. Gene Ontology annotation, cellular component: nucleus. The transcript has 11 exons.